Cynara cardunculus var. scolymus (artichoke) is the source of this 2085-nucleotide messenger RNA. RefSeq names its product endoglucanase 25-like. Gene Ontology annotation, biological process: carbohydrate metabolic process. The transcript has 6 exons. Gene Ontology annotation, molecular function: hydrolase activity, hydrolyzing O-glycosyl compounds. The coding region runs from base 1 to 1860 and encodes 619 amino acids. Lineage: Eukaryota; Viridiplantae; Streptophyta; Magnoliopsida; Asterales; Asteraceae. The record is from RefSeq and is a predicted model, not a curated record.
AUGUACGGGAGGGAUCCAUGGGGUGGGCCGUUGGAGAUAAACACCACUGACUCGGCGACGGACGAUGAUCGGAGCAGGAACCUGAACGAGUUCGAUAGGGCGGCAUUGUCACGGCCGUUGGAUGAGACGCAGCAGAGUUGGCUGUUGGGUCCCGGAGAAGAAAGGAAAAAGAAGUAUGUGGAUCUUGGUUGUAUCAGUGUCAGCCGUAAGAUCUUCGUCUGGACGGUUGGAUUGAUACUCGCAGGUGGUAUCAUCGCCGGAUUAAUCGCAUUGAUCGUCAAGAUUGUUCCUAAGCAUCACAAACACGCCCCUCCCGCUGAUAAUUACACUCUUGCACUUGAAAAGGCUCUCAUGUUCUUCAAUGCCCAGAAAUCUGGAAGACUUCCAAAGCAUAAUAAUGUAUCGUGGAGGGGUAGCUCGUGUUUAAAUGAUGGGAAGUCGGACAAAUCUGGGGCGGUGCUAAAAGAUCUUGUGGGCGGGUAUUAUGAUGCUGGAGAUACGAUAAAGUUCCAUUUCCCAAAGGCUUUUGCGAUGACCAUGUUGAGUUGGAGUGUGAUUGAAUACAGUGCAAAAUAUGAAGCUGCAGGAGAGCUCAAACAUGUUAAAGAGAUCAUUAAAUGGGGCACUGAUUACUUUCUCAAGACCUUCAAUUCUACUGCUGAUACCAUAAACCAAGUUGUAGCUCAGGUUGGGAAAGGUGAUACAUCAGGGGGGACAAGUGAUCCUAACGAUCAUACUUGUUGGAUGCGGCCAGAGGACAUUGAUUACCCACGGCCCGUGACUGAAUGCUCCAGUUGCUCCGACCUUGCUGCAGAGUUGGCCGCUGCUCUAGCGUCUGCAUCCAUUGUUUUCAAGGACAAUAAGCUCUACUCAAAGAAACUUGUGCAUGGUGCUGCAACUCUUUGGAAGUUUGCUAGGGAUCAGCGUGGUUCUUAUUCUGCUGCUGGUGCAGAUGCUGCAACGUUCUACAAUUCCAGUAUGUAUUGGGAUGAGUUUGUUUGGGGUGGAGCUUGGAUGUAUUACGCAACUGGCAAUCAAUCCUAUCUUUACCUUGCUAGCCACCCCAAACUCGCUAAGCAUGCUGGUGCUUUUUGGGGAGGACCCGAUUAUGGUGUUCUUAGUUGGGAUAACAAGCUUACUGGAGCUCAAGUACUUCUGACUAGAUUGAGAUUGUUUCUGAGCCCUGGUUAUCCAUACGAAGAAACCUUGAAGACGUUUCACAACCAAACAAGCAUAAUCAUGUGUUCUUACCUUCCAUACUUCAGCAGUUUUAACAGAACAAGAGGAGGCUUGAUUCAAUUAAACCAUGGGAGACCGCAGCCUCUUCAGUAUGUGGUCAAUGCUGCCUUCUUAGCUACCCUCUAUAGCGACUAUCUUGAUGCUGCCGAUACUCCUGGAUGGUACUGUGGGCCCAAUUUCUACUCGACCAAUGAGCUACGUAAAUUUGCACAAACUCAGAUUGACUAUAUCCUUGGGAAGAACCCGAGAAAGAUGAGUUAUGUUGUGGGUUUCGGCGAUCACUACCCAAAGCACGUGCACCAUAGAGGUGCAUCGAUCCCCAAGAACAAAGUGAAAUAUAACUGUAAAGGAGGAUAUAAAUGGAGGGACUCCAAGAAACCGAACCCCCACACAAUCAUUGGGGCAAUGGUUGCAGGGCCAGACAAAAACGAUGGUUUCCAUGAUGUACGUACAAACUACAAUUACACAGAGCCAACUAUUGCAGGCAAUGCUGGUUUAGUUGCGGCCCUGGUGGCCCUCUCGGGUGACAGAACAACUAAGAUCGAUAAAAACACUAUUUUUUCGGCAGUGCCGCCAAUGUUUCCAACUCCACCACCACCACCCGCUCCCUGGAAACCUUGAGAUUUUGGAUGGAUUAUAUAGUUUUUCUGGGAGACAACAGUUCGGAAAGAUUUCGAUACUUGCUGGUGAUUCUUUUUAUGCUAACAAGCAGAAAGGUAAAUGAUUGAUGGAAGAAGAAGCUCUGGAGGCAAUUGGAAUGGGACCUGUGAUUAUAUUAUAUAUACAUCAUCUAUACGUACAUUCCGUAUGUAAACCAAAACAAUUGAUAUAUUUUUUGAACCGCUU